CUGGGAUGUAUUCCAGUUGUCCUGUCGGAUGAUUGGGAAUUGCCUUUUUCGGAAAUAAUCGACUGGCGUCAAGCUGUUGUUUUUGGUCAUGAAGAUACUGUGCUUACGGUUUCGGAUAUUCUCAGUUCGAUUCCAGUUAAUCGUAUACUGUUUAUGAAGCAACAGUCGCGAGGUUUAUAUCUGCGUUAUUUUAGCAGCGUAGAAAAGAUUGUGCUCACUUCGUUGCAGAUAGUCGAAGAACGAAUCAAAAGACAGCGAGGUGAAGAGCCAAGAAAUUGGAAUCGCUUGUUUCCGCCUGUUAAUAUGCCAACAGUGAACAACGAUUAUGGUUGUACAAUCAUCAUAUUUUGGCCAAAAAAUCGUGAAAUGAAGUCAAAUUUCGAUAAAUAUGGUUCAAAAGUAACUAUGCAGGAGGGUAAUUUUGAUACGCACUAUGAUAUUGUUAGCCAAACUCAGUCGUUUCGGACCACAAUUGUUGGCCGUUUUGUAUUAUUUUUGGAUGAACGCGUUACCAUCACAGCCGAUGAUGUUCAGUUUGUGCUGGAUGUGGCGAACACGGAACCGGAAAGACUUUAUGGGUUUUUUCCAGCUCAUUUGAAGGUUUCAAUUAUUCUGUAAUU
Gongylonema pulchrum is the source of this 620-nucleotide messenger RNA. Lineage: Eukaryota; Metazoa; Nematoda; Chromadorea; Rhabditida; Gongylonematidae. The record is from the annotation of a GenBank genome assembly.